Messenger RNA from Abrus precatorius (Indian licorice), 1327 nucleotides. RefSeq lists its product as uncharacterized. The record is from RefSeq and is a predicted model, not a curated record. Lineage: Eukaryota; Viridiplantae; Streptophyta; Magnoliopsida; Fabales; Fabaceae. The transcript is spliced from 5 exons. Bases 202 to 1098 code for a protein of 298 amino acids.
AGAGAACAAGACCAGAGAGGGUUGAAGAGAAUCGUUGGACGGAGCCAGGCCCAAACACGGACAAGUUACUUGGUGACUCCCCCAUUGCUAUGAAUAGCUCAAACCCUAGACUGGUCCGAAUUUGAUUCUGUUUUGCUAUUUGGUGUGAGCUCCUUUGUGUUGGAGCGAUCAAAAUAGUUGGAAGCCAAGCCUGCCACUUAAAUGGAUCUGGAGACUGAAAAUCGAUUAGCUGCUAUGCUUAUGAGGGAAGCAGCUGAAUUGCGGAGGCAGUCUGAAAAGGAAGGUGUUCUGGCUUAUCUUCGUAAGCCUAACGAACGGACACGACCAAAUUCACGUUUCCUCACUGCUACUGUACGUGGUGUACAACAAGCAAAUCGAGCUGUGGAAGUGAAUGAAAUGUGGCGAUUGCGGCAAAAGGAACUGGAGCUGGAUAAACGGAUUAAAGAAACUUUGAUAGAUAAAAGCAGUAGGGACGGAAGCCAUAGGGAUGAUAAUUCAUCAAGAAGCACAGGAAGAGAUACUGUUAUUGAUAACUGCACUAGAACCUCUGCUUCAUUCUCAAGUAAAAGAGAAUCUGAGCUGGAUAAACGGGUUAAAGGCCUGUCAAAAGAUAAAAGCAGCUAUGACAGAAGAGAUAGAGAUGGCAAUUCUUCAAAAAGCCCAGGAAGACGUGCUGUAGUGGAUAAAAGCAGUAGUGCCUCAGGUUCAUGCUCAAGUAAAAGAGAAUUUGAGCACAGCCCAGAAGGUUUAAAGGACGAAGAGCUUGAGGAGUUUCUGCACUCCAGGACCAAGCGCGGCAGAGGUGCUGUUGGUCCAAGGAUGGAUGAGACUGGGCCUUACCUUCCUACUCAUCUAGAUGGGGAGCCUAGUACUAGUCCUGAUGUAAGGGAACAUCGCCUAGUUUAUGGUCCGGAGAGGCCUUUGUCAUUGAAGUCAUACGAAUCUUCUGAGGAGGAACUUCAUGCAGAGUGGCGAAAAAAGAAUAAAAAGGGUCACUCUAGCAACUCGAAAAAGGAGCAUUCUAAGAAGCACAGGUCCAAGGAAAAAUCUAAGCAUAAGAAAAUGAAAGAGGAGAAAAGAAGUAAACAUCAUAGCUGAUUAUAUUCUGUAAUUUGAUAUUCUAAUUUAAGGUCAUAACUGUUGGAUAGAGGCAAUAUGGAUGAAACCAUGUUUGUUCUUUGUACAGAUUAUUUUCUGUAACAUCAAAUGCAAUCCUAAAGAUAUAAAUUGGAAAUGGAUUUGCUCCACAUCACGCGAGAAUUGGAGGAUUCAGCUCCAUUUUUGCUUAAGCAAAUUUGCUUCACUUAAGUGAAAAUGGAAAUUUUUG